GGCCGGGCUGCGCGGCGCCUGCGGCACCCCGUCUCCCUCCGCGCGCGCCCGCUGGUGAGCCCGGGGACAGUUUCUAGAUCCAUUUUGGCCGCUCCUGUGCUGACCCUGGCACGUCACGCUUAGGUGAAGGUCCUUCUAUAGCAUCAUGGAUGAGUCCUGGAUCCCCACUCAUCCGGUUCUGGUUUAUGGACAUCCAUUGAGAGAGGGAAGAUAUUCACAGACCAGCAGUUUGGGGAGGGACCAAAGACACCGUGGCUGAGAAGGUAUCCCAAGUUUGGGGAGCUGAGACUGACAGGUGACGUGACAUCCCUUGAUCAGCGGGGACCCUAGGUUUCCAGACCCGCAGCAGGGCAGCCUCGGACAAGUGUGGGGGCUCCAGCCUGUGGAGGACCCCACGGCCAACCAGGCAUGUCCCAGCGAAACUCAGACAGCUCUUUGGAGGAGAAGCCGCUAGAAUACCGUUUCCAUGCUGAGCUGCGGCUCGAUGCCAACGGGAACCCUGAGUCUGGACUUCCUAUGGUCCGGGGCUCCCUCAGGGCCAGGACCAAUGCUGCCUUCGAGCCUGAGGCUUCAGCACCCCCACAGCCACCCCCGGGGGAUGAAGAGCCACAGCCCAUCAUCCUGAGCACACAGAGCCCUGCAGCCCUCAAAAUGGGCACCCAGCAACUGAUCCCCAAGAGCCUGGCUGUGGCCACGAAGACUACUGUGGCCGCCAAGGCCAGGGCCAAUACCCCAGCCCGCCACCAGAGUUUUGGGGCCGCUGUGCUCAGUAAGGAGGCAGCACGGCGGGACCCCCGGCUCCUCUCAUCUUCCAGCUUCUCCUUGGAUGACAUGGAGGUGGGCAUGGGCACUAGCAAGAUCCCAAAGCGGAACCUACGAAACCAGUCCUACCGGGCAGCCAUGAAGGGUGUGGAGAUGCCCGGUGGCAAAGGGGAUUCUGUCCUGCUCGGCCCCAAGCUCCAGGCUGUAGCUGAGGAACCUAACCAGCCUGCCACCCGGUGCACAGCCAAAAAUAAGAGGACUCUGGGACGGAAGCGCGCACACAAGGGCUCUUUCAAAGAUGACCCCAGGCUGUACCAGGAGAUCCGGGAGCGGGGUCUGAACACCAGCCAUGAGUCUGACGAGGAGCCUUCCAGCCCAGAGGCAACGCGGAAGGCAGAUACCACCAUCGUGGUCAAGAGCUACCGGCCUGCCCAGCUGACCUGGAGCCAACUCCCAGAGGUGGUGGAGUCGGGAGUCCUGGACACACUGUCUAUGGAAGAGCGCAAGAGGCAGGAGGCCAUCUUCGAGAUCCUCACAUCUGAGUUCUCCUACCUGCACAGCCUGAGCAUCCUGGUGGCUGAGUUCCUGCAGUCCCGGGAGCUGCGGGCCACCGUGACACAGACAGAGCAUCACCACCUCUUCUCCAACAUCCUGGACGUGCUGGCCGCCAGUCAGAAGUUCUUCGAGGCCCUGGAACAGCGGCACAAGGCGCAGGUGUGCGUGGAGGACAUCAGCGACAUCCUGGAGGAGCAUGCCGAGAAGUACUUCCACCCCUACGUCGCCUACUGCUCCAACGAGGUCUACCAGCAGCGCACCCUGCAGAAGCUGACGAACAGCAAUGCCGCCUUCCGCGAGGCCCUGAGGGAAAUUGAGAAGCGGCCUGCCUGCGGGGGCCUGCCCAUGAUCUCCUUCCUGAUUCUGCCCAUGCAGAGGGUGACCCGGCUGCCGCUCCUGACUGAUACACUCUGCCUCAAGACCCAGGGUCACCCUGAAAGGUACAAGGCUGCCAACCGUGCCCUGAAAGCCAUCAGUAAGCUGGUGAGGCAGUGUAACGAGGGAGCGCACACGAUGGAGCGCACUGAGCAGAUGUACACGCUGCACACACAGCUGGACUUUGGCAAGGUCAAGUCCCUCCCACUGAUCUCGGCCUCCCGCUGGCUGCUAAAGCGCGGGGAACUCUUCCUGGUGGAGGAAUCGAGUAUUUUUAGGAAAAUUGCCAGCCGACCCACCUGCUACCUGUUCCUCUUCAAUGAUGUCCUGGUUGUCACCAAGAAGAAAAGCGAGGACAGCUACCUGGUCCAGGACUACGCGCAGCUGGAACACGUGCAGGUCAGAAAACUGGAGCCCUCCGAGUCCUCCCUGCCAGGGGGUGGCAGCCGCAGCUCCUCCGUGCCCCACCCCUUCCAGGUGACGCUGCUACGUAACAGCGAGGGCCGCCAGGAGCAGAUCCUGCUGUCCUCAGACACUGCGAGUGACCGGGCCCGGUGGAUCACAGCGCUAACAUACAAGGAGAGGCAAUGGCAGGGCUCCACCAACAAAGGAGAUCUGCCCCAGGUGGAAAUCACCAAGGCAUACUUUGCCAAGCAAGCAGACGAGAUCACACUGCAGCAGGCUGAUGUGGUCCUGGUCCUGCAGGAGGAGGACGGCUGGCUGCAUGGUGAGAGGCUUCGCGAUGGAGAGACCGGCUGGUUCCCCGAGAGCUUUUCCCGUUGCAUCACCAGCCGUGUGGCCGUGGAGGGUAACGUGCGCAGGAUGGAACGGCUGCGGGUGGAGACGGACGUGUAGCCAGCCAGCGGGAGAGCCAGGAUGUGAUGGGCCCAGCUUCAGCCCCAACCAACAAGCAGUUCUACCUGACUGCAAGGAGCGCGAACAGUUAGUCCUGGGGCCCUGUGCACUUCCCUGGGACUUCCAGCCCUGGACACUGGACAUGUUGUAGAAGGAAGAUUUCAAGGCGAACUCCGGGGGAGCUGCAUCCUGGGAGAAGCCCAGGCUGGUCGCUUUCACUGGCCACCUGCCCCUAGCUCCUGGCCACCAGAAGGCCAGCUGCAGUGACAAAGGACCCCACUAUGAGUGCAUACAAUGUGGGGCCACCCCCUUCCCCGCAACUCUUCUACCCAAGCAGGACAAGACCUUCAGUUCCUGGGCAGCCCCAUGUUCCCUAUGUUCUAGCGGACAGUGCUAGCGCGAGGUGGCCUGUGGUGCCCACAGGGAAAUUACAAUUGAGGUUUGAAAUGGCA
Jaculus jaculus (lesser Egyptian jerboa) is the source of this 2999-nucleotide messenger RNA. RefSeq names its product Rho guanine nucleotide exchange factor 16 (gene Arhgef16). The record is from RefSeq and is a predicted model, not a curated record. Gene Ontology annotation, molecular function: guanyl-nucleotide exchange factor activity; protein binding. Gene Ontology annotation, biological process: activation of GTPase activity. The transcript is spliced from 18 exons. Bases 409 to 2547 code for a protein of 712 amino acids. NCBI's taxonomy places the organism in Eukaryota, Metazoa, Chordata, Mammalia, Rodentia, Dipodidae.